Messenger RNA from Uncinocarpus reesii 1704, 546 nucleotides. RefSeq lists its product as uncharacterized. The record is from RefSeq and is a predicted model, not a curated record. The transcript is spliced from 3 exons. Bases 1 to 546 code for a protein of 181 amino acids. Lineage: Eukaryota; Fungi; Ascomycota; Eurotiomycetes; Onygenales; Onygenaceae.
AUGGCGAAAGAAGAUAAGGGAGCUGCAGUGGUGCCACCACCCAUCGGCAGAGGAGUCCUUGGCCAUGAAUCGGUUCACGCUGGCUGGAUCUCGAGGGCCUCGAUGGUCGAGAGGGAGACGAAUGCAUCGAUAUCUGGCGUCAGCUAUGAGCUGUAUCUUGACGACUGCCGACGGUUCCGCAUUGUGGACGGAAUUUCGCCAAUUGAGGACUGCCAGGGGCGAUACCAGUCCACGGAGGUCAUAUCUCUCGUAAAGAGCGUAAUUCUGGCCGCUUUGAUCGCUCAGGGACGGGGAGUCAGGGGUUUGCAUGCAGAGAUACGGAGCAGUGGAUCUUCCAAACGGGACCGAGAACCAGGAAGCGAGACAUCUUUUCCCAUGGCGCACGUUAGGACGGAGGAACAACCUGUUUGGCCAGCAAGGCAUUUCGAACCCUCAAACGUCCCCCUGGUUCGCGUUCUGUGCGUGGAGCCUGUGUCUCGAGCUAAGAGAUGCGGAUUCAAUCCAGCAGCGCACAAAGAUGGCAUGUUGAGUGACAAUGGCCUUUGA